This is a messenger RNA of Yarrowia lipolytica CLIB122, 1392 nucleotides long. RefSeq lists its product as uncharacterized. Lineage: Eukaryota; Fungi; Ascomycota; Dipodascomycetes; Dipodascales. The record is from RefSeq and is a predicted model, not a curated record.
AUGCCACCAAAACUUCCGAAGUCAAAGCAGUUAGCACCACUCAAGAAGAAGUCGCUAUGGACCGCCCUGGCCGCCGCUGAGCAGAUCAUCCCCACGACCCAGCGAUUCGGCCAACAUGCUACUGAACAUAGAGAGUACCGAGUUCCCGGAUCUCCAGCCAGAAUCUCCGUUGAGGCCAUUGUCAAGCCCAAAAACACAUACCGGAGCGCUGGCCAGUUGUCGUCUUCGCAGAUUCUUGAGCAGUUCUUCCGAAGCCGAGAAGACAAGAAGAAGUACAAGCGUCCUCUCCCUCUCAUGUUCGAUGUGGCCAACCUGGUGGGCCCGGCAGCUCGAAAGAACACUUCUAAGAAACUCAACAGUCCACAGACCCGAGAUUUCAGCACACAGACCAUUGUGUGGGCCCAAAAGCCUCUGCCUUCUAUCUUCUCCAAACCCAUGGUCUCUCGAAACAGCAACAACAACAACAACAACACCAACACCAAUACCAAAAAGCGACCUCCAACUGACAACAAUAAGAAGGGCAAGCCCCCAGUGAGCAACAGCAGCCAGUUUGGAUUCAAUGCUCUUGGAAACGGAACCCAGAAGCAGGCCUCUCGACCCAAGAAGCAGUUCCAGCAAAAGUUUGAGCCCAGAUCUCGUGAGAGACAACCUGCUCCCCCUCCCGUCAAAGACAAGCGAGAAGUGCUGUCGGAGUUUCUAAAAAACCACACCCCAGCCCUCACCAGCUACACCAUCCAGGCCGUUCUGGAAGUUCAUGACCAGCUCAAGGAGCUCGUCGAGACCGGAGUUAACGAGCACACUAAGGUCAUCUACGUGUCUGAAAGCGGAGAAAUUACCGGUGACGCUAUUGACUUCUUGACUCUCAUCAAGGAUCCCAGACUCGAUCUCGCUAACAAGAGUAUCAAGCUCGUGAAGCCGAGCCCUGCUAUGGUUAAGACACAGUCCCUUCCUUCGUACAUUACGCCGAAGUACCAGCUGGACAAUCUCACCAAGGAGGAGAAGGCUGCCUUGAAGGCUGAAUACAAGGCCCAGCGAAAGCAGGCAAAGGCAGAGGAGAAACGAAAGAAGAAGGCCAUCGAGAACAACCGAAAUCUGCUCGAAAUCCACUCCACCUGGUCUAUUAACUUGCGAGAUCUGCGACAACAAAAGUUCAGAAAGCUGGCUGAGACUCUCAAGGAGGGACGACCUGCCGUCGUGUCAUUUGCUUCCAAGGACGUGCGAAACGCUAUGGAGACGAAACGGCCCAUCGACCCUGAGAUGCUGACCGAUAUCGACCGGGAACGACGACAGUUGCUAGUAGAGGAGGUGCGAGUGCUCGCCGAAGAGUGUAAGGUCCAUCUCAACGUGUCCGGUCAGCUUGAUCUGCUCAUGACUAUGACUUUGAAGCCUUAG